UGUGUGGCGCUAGGAAGUUCGUCACUGUUUGGAGUUCAGGCGCGUCUCGAGCUGUGUUUUCUGUUUAAUUUCAGGUGCGGUUCGAAUUUUGUUUAGGUUCAAAUCUGACUCGAAGCAGAAACUGUGAUCGCAAAUAUCCGCUUGGAUAAACAUAUCACCGAGGAUCUUGAUUAUAUUCAUUACUGGACCGGAGUCCAUUUAGUCAGCGUAACUUGUGUCGAGAUGAGUGUGGAGGCGUACGGGCCGAGUUCUCAAACGCUCACCUUCCUGGACACGGAGGAAGCGGAGCUACUUGGGGCUGAUACCCAGGGCUCGGAGUACGAGUUUACCGAUUUUACCCUCCCCAGCCAGACGCAAACUCAAGGCCAAACCCAGAGUCAGCUGGACAAUCAGGUGAAUGGUCCUGAUGAAGAGCUUCACAAUGGAGGAGUCGAUGAUGUGGCCAAGGCGAGCCAACUCCUUGCUGAGUUGAACUUCGAGGAGGAUGAAGAAGACACCUAUUACAUCAAAGACCUCCCACUGCAUGCCUGCAGUUACUGUGGCAUCCAUGAUCCUGCAUCUGUGGUGUACUGCAACACAAGCAAGAAGUGGUUCUGCAAUGGACGUGGCAAUACAUCUGGCAGCCACAUAGUGAACCACUUGGUGAGAGCCAAAUGCAAAGAGGUGACUCUGCACAAAGAUGGGCCACUGGGCGAGACGGUGCUGGAGUGCUACAACUGUGGCUGUCGCAACGUCUUCCUCCUGGGCUUCAUCCCCGCCAAGGCCGACUCGGUGGUGGUGCUGCUGUGCAGGCAGCCAUGUGCCAGUCAGAGCAGCCUGAAGGACAUCAACUGGGACAGCUCCCAGUGGCAGCCACUGAUCCAGGACCGCUGCUUCCUGUCCUGGCUGGUGAAGAUCCCCUCAGAGCAGGAGCAACUCCGGGCCCGCCAGAUCACAGCCCAGCAGAUCAACAAGCUGGAGGAGCUCUGGAAGGAUAAUCCCACGGCCACUCUGGAGGACCUGGAGAAGCCCGGCGUAGAUGAGGAGCCCCAGCAUGUUCUGCUGCGCUAUGAGGAUGCCUACCAGUACCAGAACAUCUUCGGCCCCCUCGUCAAGCUGGAAGCUGACUAUGACAAAAAGCUUAAAGAGUCCCAGACCCAAGAUAAUAUAACAGUCAGGUGGGACCUGGGGCUAAAUAAAAAGCGGAUUGCUUAUUUCUCCUUGCCCAAGACGGAUUCAGGUGACAUGCGGCUGAUGCAAGGAGAUGAGAUAUGUCUGCGCUACAAAGGAGAGCUGGCCCCACUCUGGAAGGGCAUCGGCCAUGUCAUCAAAGUCCCAGACACACCCUUUGUGAAAGACUAUGGAGAUGAGAUUGCUAUAGAAUUGCGCAGCAGUGUUGGAGCUCCUGUGGAAAUACCCCACAACUUCCAGGUGGAUUUUGUGUGGAAGUCCACUUCCUUUGACAGAAUGCAGAGUGCCCUGAAGACCUUUGCUGUGGACGAGACAUCCGUGUCAGGCUACAUCUACCACAAGCUGCUGGGCCACGAGGUGGAGGAUGUCAUCAUCAAGUGUCAGUUGCCCAAACGCUUCACUGCACAGGGCCUGCCUGACCUCAAUCACUCUCAGGUGUAUGCUGUGAAGACUGUGCUGCAGAGACCCCUCAGUCUUAUCCAAGGCCCUCCCGGCACUGGGAAAACGGUCACCUCUGCCACCAUAGUGUACCACCUCGCCAGGCAGGGCAAUGGGCCCGUGCUGGUGUGUGCUCCCAGUAACAUCGCAGUGGACCAGCUGACUGAGAAGAUCCACAUGUCUGGCCUGAAGGUGGUCAGGCUGUGUGCUAAAAGCAGAGAAGCCAUUGACUCCCCUGUCUCCUUCCUGGCCCUGCACAACCAGAUCCGCAACAUGGACAGUAUGCCAGAGCUCCAGAAGCUGCAGCAGCUGAAGGAUGAGACCGGGGAGCUGUCGUCCGCUGACGAGAAGCGCUACCGGGCCCUGAAGCGCACCGCUGAGAGAGAGCUGCUCAUGAAUGCAGAUGUGAUCUGCUGUACCUGUGUGGGGGCAGGAGACCCCCGUCUGGCCAAGAUGCAGUUCCGCUCCAUCCUAAUCGAUGAGAGCACCCAGGCCACCGAGCCAGAGUGCAUGGUGCCCGUGGUCCUGGGUGCCAAGCAGCUCAUUCUGGUGGGAGACCACUGCCAGCUGGGCCCAGUAGUGAUGUGCAAGAAGGCAGCCAAAGCAGGCCUGUCCCAGUCUUUGUUUGAGCGUCUGGUGGUGCUGGGCAUCAGGCCCAUCCGUCUGCAGGUGCAGUACCGCAUGCACCCAGCCCUCAGUGCUUUCCCCUCCAACAUCUUCUACGAGGGCUCCCUGCAGAACGGAGUCACUGCUGCUGACCGCAUCAAGAAAGGCUUUGACUUCCAGUGGCCACAGCCAGACAAACCCAUGUUCUUCUAUGUGACUCAAGGCCAGGAGGAAAUCGCUAGCUCUGGAACAUCCUACCUGAACAGAACUGAGGCAGCUAAUGUGGAGAAGAUCACCACCAGGCUGCUGAAGGCUGGAGCCAAGCCUGACCAGAUAGGCAUCAUCACCCCCUACGAGGGCCAGAGGUCCUACCUGGUGCAGUACAUGCAGUUUAGCGGCUCCCUCCACACCAAGCUCUACCAGGAGGUUGAGAUCGCCAGCGUGGACGCGUUCCAGGGCAGGGAGAAAGACUUCAUCAUCCUGUCCUGCGUCCGAGCUAACGAGCACCAGGGCAUCGGCUUCCUCAACGACCCGCGCCGUCUCAACGUGGCCCUCACCAGAGCCAAGUAUGGGGUGAUCAUUGUGGGCAACCCCAAGGCCCUGUCCAAGCAGCCUCUGUGGAACCACCUGCUCAACUACUACAAGGAGCAGAAGGUUCUGGUGGAGGGACCCCUCAACAACCUGCGAGAGAGCUUGAUGCAGUUCAGCAAGCCCCGCAAGCUGGUCAACGCCAUUAACCCUAACAGCAGUGCUUCUGCAUUUUUCCUGGGUAUUGAACCCAUGUCUAUGCUCCAGGGAGCCCGGUUCAUGAGCACUGCCAUGUAUGACGCCCGCGAGGCUCUCAUCCCUGGGUCUGCCUACGAUCGCAGCAGCGCAGGGCGUCCAUCCAACAUGUACUUCCAAACCCACGACCAGAUCGGCAUGAUUGGGGCCGGGCCAGCCCACAUGGCAGCCAUGAACAUGCCCAUUCCAUUCAACUUGGUGAUACCUCCCAUGCCUCCACCAGGCUACCUGGCCCAGGCUAACGGCCCUGCUGCAGGCCGUGGUGGGGUGCUGAAGGGCAAAGCGGGACGUGGCGGGCGCCAGAGGACCCGCGGAAUGGGGAACCACAGUGGCAGUGGGCAAAGCAAUGGGCCAAACAGCCAGGCCAGCCAGGACGUGUCUUCCCAGCCCUUCUCCCAGGGGCCACUCACCCAGGGCUACAUCACCAUGAGCCAGCCCUCACAGAUGAGCCAACCUGGCCUCUCCCAGCCUGAACUGUCCCAGGACAGUUAUCUAGGCGAUGAGUUCAAGUCCCAGAUCGACGUGGCUCUGUCGCAGGACUCGACUUACCAGGGUGAACGUGCAUACCAACAUGGUGGGGUGACUGGACUGUCACAGUACUAAAGUGUUGUUGGAAGAGGAGCUAGGCUUGAGCUGAGCUUAGUUCAUCAGCAUUUUAAUCUGGGUAAUAAUAAAUAAAAAAUGGAUACCUGUUUUCCUCUGCUACAACUGAAGCACCACCGUGUGAAAUCAACGGGAGAGAGAAACCAACCAAUCACGAGAGAGAAAGAAAGCGAUAGAAAGGAAGAGCGGACGGCCAGGAAGAGCGAACGAGUGGGAGUGAGGGACCACUGCCGGCACAUGGGGACGAGAACGAGAGGAAGGCGACGGCAGGCGGUCGAGCUGUCGUGAGGAAGACGAAACGAGAACGAAGAAACAAAAUGAGGCACAACUCCCAAUGAAAGAUGCCCACCCACCCCCCUCUCAACCCCUUCCCUUCAAACCUCACGCCUCUGUCUGAGGGCAUGAUCAGUUGUCCAGAGGACCUCUCUCUUUGAGCAGUGAACAGGGGAAGACAAGUUCUCAAGCAACUUGGCUGGGGGAGCGCAUUCCGCUAACUCUCAAAAGCAGAUAACAAGAAAGUGGGGGGGUACGGAACGCUUCAAGCAGGCAACAUAGGAAAUCCUCACCUCAAAGUUGAUCGGUUGUCACACCCGUUUGAUACCCAGACUCAUUUGAUUAGAUUGAUGUGGAGGAAGAGUGGCGGUGUCGAUCCCGACUCGUAGACCUGAAAUCUCAUCAAAUGACAGCAAGAGGAACACUUCACGUCGUCGUUCAAUUUUGAGUUGAAAAGGUUUCUGCGCUAAAGUCUGAUAUUAAAGAACUCUUAAUUGAAAUGCCUUUGAUUGCCUUGGGAACCAUUGGCUUUUUCAACAGGUCUUUUCAGAAAUAGGUGGUUAACUAGAAAUCCAGGGGAGUUGAGUGGCAUGGGGAUUUCAGAGGAAAGUUUCUCAAGAUGUGAGCUCUGGAUCCGAGAGUAAUCCUAUAUCAUAAUGACCAGCAUUGAAGUAUAUUAACUCAAUGUUAUUUGAAGUUGCAGCAAAGGCCUUUUUGAUCUUUUGAAAGUUUGGGUGACGUGAGAUAUCGCCCACUAUGCUACUGGGCGGAUCAUUUUCAAUUUUUUUAAAUGCUUUGUAUGCUUAGAUCGGCAGCGGCUUUGAAGUAACGCUUUACUCGGGGAAUUCCUUGUUGAUGUAAGAUCCGUCUGCAUGAAACAAAUUCCCAUGCAAAGUGAAGACGGAUAUUAAGGAAAACUGAUUUCCUCUAUAGUCAACACACAAUUUUGUGUCACUAUUGAAGUUGCAAGCGGUAGGUGGCUAGGUGUGAAACAAAGAACAGGUAAGGUAUAGCCAAGGUAGAAAGGGAAGGCUUGUGAACUCCUUGAAUGGAUACAAAUCCUUUGAUUCUAGUUAUUUUAUUUAAUAUGGAAUAGUGAAUUGGGGUUCAAAUUUGAAUGAAAUGCAGUCGCCCAUAAAGAAUGUUAGCUACAUUACUAGAAUUAAGUUGUCAAAUCCAAAGCAUUUGAAACCAUUUCACACCAUCCGUAAAAUGACGACUGGUACUGAUUUUCAGAGGUGACAAAGUGAUUCUCACAUGAAAGAAUGUGUACAUCCGAAUCAGUGGCCAUAACUUCCUUUGAUUAUUUGCAGGUACAAAACAGCACAAAACAUGAAUGUAGGUCAAAGCAUGGUUGGCACUUUUUAAGUGAAAGCGACCUUAGCCAGCAUAUACCAACUUAUUAGAAAGAAUCAGUGAACAUGGCCAGUAUGUUGUGACCUUGAAACCACGCAAUACUAGUUUCUCAAAGGAAUAACUGAUACAAGCCACCUUCUCUUAGGAGGUUGCCUGGCGGUUAAGAACAUUGGACCAGUAUCCAAAAGGUUGCUGGUUCUAAUCCCUGAGCUGACUAGGGGAAAAAUCUGUCUGUGCCCCGAAGCAAGGCUCUUAACCCUAAUUGCUCUUGUAAGUCGCCCUGGAUAAGAUUGUCUGCUAAAUGACAAAAAUGUAAAAUGAGGUCCCACCAAACCAGGAGAAGGGCAUUCCUUUUGUAACUUCGAUUUUAUGUGCGUUUUACAAUUUUGGCUUCCCUGUAGUUUGCCCAUUGUAGCUGUUUACUCCAGAGUCUUAUGGCUCCAAACCCUCCAUUCUUUUUCCCCUAUGUGAAUUCUAAUGUAAUCUAUCCGGCCCCUAGCAUUUCCUUCUUUGGCUGAUUUGCUUGUGCACCAUUUAUUUUUUGUGUGUGUUGUGGGGGGGGGGGGUUGUAGACAACAUUUGACUUAAGUAGUUAUCUGAUGACAAAGGGUGGUGAAAUAAUGGUUUUAUUUUAAAGUUUUAAAUCAAUCCCUAAAGGGAAAAGCCACACUAUUUUUUCAUUAGUCCAACUGGUGAUAGCCCCAAAAGUUAAGAUAUUGGUCUUAAUCAGUGUCACCUGCCACGUCAUUAUGAUGACAUGCAAAACAUUUUGGGACUGUAUCAACAGUGGACUAAUAGUUUUUGUGGAUUUGUCCUUUAACUAAACUAUCCAUGGGACUUUUGUAUUUAGAAAUCCUCGUCUAUCAGUUUUUAGAAAUGUUUGGGUGCUUAGCACCAAAUUGAGUAUUAAUUUUAGCUCACAACCUGUUUUGUCUUCCGAUGUCCAUUAAUUUUUGUUUCAGUCAUCACUUGACUUUGAAUUUGUCAAUCCAAAAGACAUUGUAUGACAAUCAUGCUGUCAAAUAGCUAGUCGUGGUUGAAACAUGCUUAGUCGUUUGAUCGACAUUAUCUAUUGAUUCCUGACUUGUUUUAGGAUAUUUUAGUACAGUAAUCUCUGCCUUCCUUCCCAGCAUUUGAAAAUCUGUGCAAUUCAUGGAGUUGCAGUGAAAAUUAAUUCAAGACAUUUCGCCUUAUGAGUCCUUUCUUGUAAAACGUUAAUAAAGUUUGCUUCUGUCAAAGGUUUGGAAAGCAAAA
This is a messenger RNA of Oncorhynchus nerka (sockeye salmon), 6483 nucleotides long. RefSeq names its product regulator of nonsense transcripts 1. The transcript has 24 exons. Gene Ontology annotation, molecular function: zinc ion binding; RNA binding; ATP binding. Gene Ontology annotation, cellular component: cytoplasm. The record is from RefSeq and is a predicted model, not a curated record. Bases 223 to 3600 code for a protein of 1125 amino acids. Gene Ontology annotation, biological process: nuclear-transcribed mRNA catabolic process, nonsense-mediated decay. NCBI's taxonomy places the organism in Eukaryota, Metazoa, Chordata, Actinopteri, Salmoniformes, Salmonidae.